Molecule: messenger RNA, 1151 nt
Organism: Misgurnus anguillicaudatus (oriental weatherfish)
Lineage: Eukaryota; Metazoa; Chordata; Actinopteri; Cypriniformes; Cobitidae
Biological process (GO): regulation of transcription by RNA polymerase II
Cellular component (GO): nucleus
Molecular function (GO): DNA-binding transcription activator activity, RNA polymerase II-specific; RNA polymerase II cis-regulatory region sequence-specific DNA binding
Source: RefSeq, a predicted model, not a curated record
AUGAACUAUUUACUGUCUUCAUUUUAGAUAUGAUGGAAGUGAAAGAGGAGAGUCAAGCUGAAGUGGAUGAGAAACAUCAGAUUGUAAAAAUAAACCAUAAUGUUUCACAGAAAGAAACUCUGAAGACAGAAGACAUAAAGUGUGAAAAUAGUUUCAGUGAAGAUGAACGCCCUGCAGAUCACAAGAGGACUCACAGUGAGGAGAAACCUUUCACAUGUCAACAGUGUGGAAAGAGUUUCAGAACAAAAGUUAACCUUAACGUACACAUGAGGACUCACACCGGAGAGAAACCAUUCACAUGCCAUCAGUGUGAAAAGAGUUUUACAACUGCAUCUAACCUUAAGAAACAUUUGAGAAUUCACACUGGAGAGAAACCUUACACUUGUCAUCUGUGUGGAAAGAGUUUCACCUUUCAAACGAGCCUUAAACGCCACAUAAAAGCUCACAGUGGGGAAAAGCCACACGCAUGCCAUCACUGUGACAAGAGGUUCCCAGAUAAAAGUAAACUUAAGAUACACAUUAGAGUUCACACUGGAGAGCAACCUUACACUUGUCAUCUGUGUGGAAAGAGUUUCAGAACAAAACCUAAGCUUAAAGUACACAUGAGGAUUCACACCGGAGAGAAACCAUUUGUGUGCCAUCAUUGUGAAAAGAGUUUUAUAACUGCAUAUGAACUUAAGAUACACAUGAUGACUCACACUGGAGAUAAACCUUACACUUGUCAACAGUGUGGAAAGAGUUUCUCUGUUGAAAGAGACCUUAAGAUUCAUGCAAGAAUUCACACUGGAGAGAAACCUUACACAUGCCAUGAGUGUGAAAAAUGUUUCAGAAGUAAGAGUAGCCUUAUAACACACAUGAAAAUCCACAAAAGAGAGAAACCAUAUGCAUGUUUUCACUGUGGAAAGUGUUUUAGUAUGGAGUGUCAACUUAAGAGACACAUGAUGAUUCACAGUGAAAAGAAACCUCAUGCAUGUCUUCAGUGUGAAAAGAGUUUUAUAGUAAAACGUAGACUUGAGGCUCACAUGAGAACUCACACUGGAGAGAAACCUUACAUAUGUCUUCAGUGUGAUAGGAGUUAUACAAGUGAAGGUAAUCUUAAGACACACAUGACAGUGUGUGAUUCACACCAGAGAUAAACCAUUCACUUGUCA